Molecule: messenger RNA, 4622 nt
Organism: Nematostella vectensis (starlet sea anemone)
Lineage: Eukaryota; Metazoa; Cnidaria; Anthozoa; Actiniaria; Edwardsiidae
Product: adenosine receptor A2a
Exons: 2
Coding region: 3364-4353 (329 amino acids)
Biological process (GO): G protein-coupled receptor signaling pathway
Cellular component (GO): membrane
Molecular function (GO): G protein-coupled receptor activity
Source: RefSeq, a predicted model, not a curated record
UUGCAAGCGAAUGGCGCCUUAAGGGGUAGAACAUUAAGACAACUGAAUGGGAAAAUGCCACGAAUAGGAGGGCAGGACAGGUAAUAUCAGAAUAUUGAACGUCAAAAUCAUACGCAAUUAGGGUAAAAGUAGUUUGUUGUUUAAGUUUCAUUGUGGCUUAAAAAAAAUUGAUAUAACUCAUAAAAUGAUACAAUUAGAGGAAAAUUACACACACAUAUAGAAGUUUCAUGAUUCAUGUUUUAAAGUGUCAUUCUCUCUCGCUUGCUAAGAGGGGGAAGAGGCAGGGACUUUUUAAAAAAGAGAUGAGAUUAGAACGAGAUAUCCGUGAAAGCGCAAAAACCUCCACCUAAUUAUUACCGACAAGCUAGUACCGGCAAGCUAUCGGAGAGCCUCAAGUGCUUUAGACCGAGCUAUCCCUAAAGAACGUCAAAGAAAGCGCCUUAUUAAACCCUGGCGGAAGUUCACUUCAACUUUUUGAGCAAGGCGAAAGCUUGAUUGUUUGAGUUUGUAUAAUUCCAUUCAGUAUAGAGGCUCGCGCAAGGUGUGUUUGAAUAGCAUAAGAUCUAAACGCAAAUCGCAUUAGGAUUUUGUCUGUCCACGCGAAUACGCGCCUCGAAAAAUACAGAUAAAGGUGAUAUACAAAUCUUUAUUAUUUACUGUUCAUUUUUUCUUUUUGAUUAAUACUUUUAGAGAAUAGAUUUUUAAGAAUAGAAAAAGGAAAAAGGAAAAGAAGUGAUGUGAAUAAGGCCCUGUGAAAAAACUAUGUUUUAAUAUGAAACCAAGAAAGCAGCAAAAGCUAAAUCAACAUUAUACCGAAGUCGUUUAUUAAACGACAGAAACUUACCUAUAAUCUAGCGACAGCUAUAAUAGCAUUUUCAUUUAAUUUAUUUUUAAGCUUGAAUCCUAGUGGAUACAAUUGUUGUAUUUUCUGCAAAACGUAGAUUUAAGCUGCAAUAUCUCCAGCAAUCCGGAAGCAAUAUAAGACCAAAUGUUUAUUAUUACUUUUUGCUAGGAAAGAAGCGAAUAUGAGUUCUAUUUUUGUUACAGGUUAUCUUAAAAGCGCACUUAGUAGUAAGGUUUGGCAGGUGAGAAGAUUAAAACUGGUAUCUGAAAAUACUGGACCAUGCAAAGGAAAACGAUAGUCUUCAUUGUCCCAAAAGCGUAAAAGAAUAAUGGAUUGUUCUACCUAUCGAAUUGAUAUUCCGUGCCGAAAAUAACAACAUAACCUUUACGACUUGAGUACUACGUCAUAAAUUUAAACUGGAACUUCUUGUGCCAGUGAUGGAUAGGAGAUCAUUAUAGGAGUGUCGUAGGAAUAAGAUAACUAUAGUUUUACGCGUUUAGUCAUCCCUUUAGAAAAAGAAAAAAGCGAGAAAUCUUCGUAGCGUAGCGUAUAGUUAUAGAUCCACUACGAGGCGCUUUGAUUAAAGCGACAUUGGGCAUUGUCCAAGUACUAGUUCAUUCUGUAAAUUUUCACACAAAAAACCUACUGAUUAGUUUUAGUAGUAUAAAUAGCCCGUAAAUUAAGUGUUUUUUUUCUAGAGUUUGUGAGUGAGAAUGUGUACUUCUGUACGGUUUCUGUCAACGUAAUGACAGCUUGUCGUUGGCAAAUCCGGCAAUACAAAGCAAUAAACCUCGAAAUCAUCUCAAUUAAACCUUGAGGCUUUUUUUCAUCUGCAUGCCUAAAAGGGCGAGAAAUCGAACUCGUUGAUCCCCGUACGGCGAGAAGCCCGCCAAGUGCUUCAGUAAAGAAACGACAGUUACCAUGGUUACUAUACUCUGCUGUCGAUGAAUGCAUCAAUUAAUCUAGAAUUACAGGCGUUCUUUUUCCAAAGACUGACUUGUGAAGAGUGUUUGUAAGUAACUUUCACAUUACAGAAAGGCAACACAAACGUUCGCUACAAGUUUGACAUCUCCCUCCGAGAGGUCUCUCGCAAGGCGCGGAAAAGUUUUGACUUGCUUACCUUCUCUAUCGGAGUAGCAUUACAGUCACUCAUUGCAGAGUCUUUAAAAAGUCUCAGAGACAUAUUUAUUUGAAAGGGAAUUAGAAAUGGGAAUCGAGAGGCUUUUACAGGGAAAGUUUGACGAUUUUAUUUAAAAUAAUACUUUAUCAUUUCUAAAACUUCCAAAAACCUGUAAGAAUUAGUUAUUAGUUUAUUUAGAAUCUAAAAAUAUAGGAAAGCUAGAGAAUCCCCCUCUAGAGGUGUUAAAGGGUCCAUCUAAUUAUCUCAAAUAAAUCAAUUUAUGAGAGCAGAGGGCGGAAGUACCAUAGAAGUCAUCGAGACGCCAUGAGAGACGAGACAAUUGCUGCCAUGAUCAUAGUAAAUAUAUUAUUGGACAGAGGCUGGGUGCACGCACGUGGAGAUAAGAUGGUAUCUGCGAUUUCCUGGUCAUUAACGAUCACAUAUUCCAUUUGAAAGCUCGGCUCUAACGAAGCCUCUUUUCCUUAGAAAAAAGGAUUAGUAUAAUGUUGGGUCUCUUAUACACACCAAUUUGUCAGGGCGAUUGGCAACCGGAGCAUUUAAAUGCUGCAAUUUGUUGGGCCUUUUUUGAGUAGUUAGGUGAAAAAAUUGCGUCAGAUUUUUAAAAGUCGGGCCAAUACCAAAACGCACAUAAACGGUCCGACAAAUCGGUGCGUGGACAAAUGGGUGCCUUUUAAUCAUCGAAAGAGAUACGGGAAGAAAACUGCAUUCACAAGACAAAAAAAGACAAAAGAAAAGAAAAAGUAUUCUUUUAUAUUUUUAGGGAUAUUCUUUGGAGAAUGGAGCGUGUUUAAUAAUUGAACGAGCAGGCGAGCACUAAGAGUCCCUUCUUGCGACAUCUGUGCCGGAUCUGGGUGAUCUUGGCUACGAUCCCUUAUCUGCUUACCUACUGCUGAUUCAAGAGGAUUAACAAACAAGAGUUGUCUCAACACUCGUGAAGGCGCCAACAGGCCUAACAGUUUGAGUUGACGAACAACUAAAGCGGUUGAAGAGCACUCAAAACUUGAGAAUAUUAACACAAGUCUAGUUACAUAUUAACACAGCCGAGACAAGUAACAAAAAAGUAAUUUAUAUCUCAGAGACGCUAUCAAAACGUAGCUUGGUAACCUCUUCAAAUGGUUUUAAUGUUCAGUGACCUAGGUCGACAAAGCUUGGUAGCCACGUAAAAGAAGACGCUGGUUUCAUUUUGUCAGUCAAGUCAAGUGUGUUCAUCCAAGUGCAGGAAACGACUUAGCAGCCAGUCAGAAGAUAGAUUUUGUAACCAGGCAGAUGACCCUCGUUGAGUGAGUCUUAAUCAAAUCUCGCACAAGCUGAAACUUGGUGACCACGCCUCGUGGUUAUCUGUUGCGCAUAAUAUAACUUUCACUUUGUGUGUCAAGGCAUGAGCGUGGAUUUGUCGCUGUGGUGCGCGGCGGAGGGGGUGGUGGCUUUCUUCGUCAUCUUCGGCAACGUCCUGUCGAUCAUAGUGUUCGUGACCAAUCCGCGCCUUCGAUGCAUGCGUACUUCAAUACUGCUCAUCAAUCUCUCGGUCGCUGACCUAAUUGUGGGCGCAGUGACUAUCCCCAUGUACAUGUCGGUUAUUUGGCCUGGGAGCAACUUCACGCUACAUAAAAACUUCCAUUACUACUUGUCUUUCAUCGCCAUCGACCUGCUGUCGGGCUUCGGCUCCGUGGUGGGGUUGACCAUCAUCGCGAUUGAACGCUUGUACUCGGUCCAGUUUCCCCAGCGACACCGUAACACCACGCGGGCGGUGUAUUAUGGGCUCGUAGCGGCCACGUGGGUAUUGGCAGGCCUGCAGAUGCUGUUACGGAUCCUACACGGCUACAGCUACAUCUCAUUCACAGCUUUCUUCUACUGCAUGGUGGUCUCACUCACGGUCUGCCUGUGUAUCAUCUGCAGUUCCUACUCAGCGGUCUGGGUACGAGUGCAUUUCAAGAGACCAGCGCAGCGCACACAGACACGUGACCACACGCGCGAGAUGAAGCUGGCCGCCACGCUCGCAAUCAUCACGGUCCUGUUUGUGCUUACGUGGAUGCCGUUCCAUAUUCUCAACAUAAUUUGUUUCUUCACCAAGUCGUGUGAAGGAGUACCGCCUGCGAUAGUGUACUCUUUCAAGCUGUUGCAUUACUCAAACAGUCUCAUCAACCCUGUGGUGUAUUCCUCACGUUUCCCAGAGUACCGCAGGACCAUCAGAAAGGUGUUGUGCUGCCGGUCUCUUGGGACCAUCAGCCCCGGACAAAGCAUGGCUAAUCUAGACGGUAGUCACAUCAACACACAAGGGUCGCCUUUCGCUUCACCUUUGGUGAUCAGACGGAAUGCGGCCAACACGCAGGGAGUGUCACCAACAAUUCAAAUCAAUAAUGUCACAUGAUCAGACCACGUGAUCAGAUCACGUGAUAAGGCUCUUCAAUAUGCCGGCAGGUCAAUUGUCACAAGCUAUUCACAUUUAUUAACAUCACGUGAUCUAAGGCGCGUCAAUAUGUCGGAAGGUCAACUGUCACCCACCAUUCAAAUUAAUUAACAUCACGUGAUCAGAUCACGUGAUAAGGCGCGGCCAAUAUGCCGGUAGGGAAGAAAACGGUAGUUUAUUGGUGUUACGGAGCACCAGCACCAAAAACACAAUGGAACAAAAGCCAAAAA